This is a messenger RNA of Psilocybe cubensis, 1422 nucleotides long. RefSeq lists its product as uncharacterized. The coding region runs from base 1 to 1422 and encodes 473 amino acids. The transcript has a single exon. The record is from RefSeq and is a predicted model, not a curated record. Lineage: Eukaryota; Fungi; Basidiomycota; Agaricomycetes; Agaricales; Agrocybaceae.
AUGGCAAACCUCAAUAACGGAUUUCCUUUGAAGUCCGAACCUCGCGAUGUUACCAAGUUCGAAUUGUUCCCAACCCGAGCCAACAACGAUCCUGUACCUGAAUGGCCAAAAGCUGACGGGAUUUCUAGAACACUUCCUUUGUUCCAAGUUCCGACCAGAACCAACCCUGCAAGUAAUUUUGGAACGGCGCUACCUAGACCUCAAGGGCUGACAACCGUUAGCAUAAACUACCAACCAGGAGACAAUAUUUCCCCCAUUCUAGAGAGGUUGCAGCGCCCAUGUCCAGAUUUACAGGAGCUUAAACUGAUUGGCCCGGAACCGACAGAUGCUCCUUCGAAGUGCGUCGGCGAACUCUUGUCGACCUUGUGGGCCCCACAACUCAAGUGCCUGGUUCUGCGCUACACAGAGGUUACUUGUCUUGAAAAGGGAAAUUGGACCAGUUUCCAGCUCACUCACCUGGAGAUUGUCAAGAGUGACACGUCAGUUCAUGAUAUAUUCACCAGCGACUGGUUGAAUAUACUUGAAACCCAGCCCACUCUUCAGACCCUCUAUCUCUCUGGCUGCAAUGGAAGCAGUAUCAACACAAUGGAAGGAUCAGACGCACCCGUCCACAGAUCGAGGCGGGUCGUUAAUCUCCCAUAUCUCAAGGAAUUCCGAUACAAUUCAGAAAUUGCGAACUGUAACGAGUUGAUCGAAUUUCUCGAGUUUCCGUCAACUUGUUAUGUCCAUAUCGUUGCGGGCCAGCACACGAAAACGGAAGACAGAGAUCUUCAGGGAACUCGGCGAGCAUUCGAGCGUAUUCUUCGGAAAUUGUAUCAUGAGCUCCAGUCAGCGAGGCUACAGUACCCGGGAAGUCAUUUGGACUGGCACUUUAGAUUCACCGAACACUGUAUCGCAUUGGAUAUUACGAUGUGCUUCGACUGGAACCUGCCAAUGCAAUCUCGUCGCUUUACGUUCGAAUACAAUGUACUACAUACCGUGGAAAUGGAUGUUGGAAUGGGUGGUGUCCUGGCCAAUGCGCUUCUAUGCGACGUCUUCAUAAACGUAAGAGAAAGCUUAAAUCACAUAGCGGAACCGACUGCUCUCGUUCUGGAGGUAUCAUGCUCCUUGACACACCGCUGGUAUGAUGAUCACCUCCCUCUGACCGACCUGUUAAAGACAUUCCGUCAUUGCCACCAACUCACCUUGGCCGGGAAAAGCAUUCUCAACCUCGUCGAAUUCAACUUAUUUCACCGUCAAGUGCUUGAGGCCAUGAUUCCUUCCCUCAUGGUGAUACACCUUCGAGUUCCUGUACCGGCGAGAAUACUUCAUCAUCAGCUCUCCCAAAAAAUUGGCCAUUUUAUUCAACAGUGGCAUAUUGCUGGACGGCAGCCUCCCUUCGUGAAUUGGGUUUACCAUAAUAGUUCCCAUGCACCGAACUAA